CACUCGGCUCAUCCCUCGAAAGAGUGGACACAUUCAGCGAGAGAGAGAGAGAAAAGAGCAGGCAGCUCAUCUCCAGCGGCGGUUUCACUUGGUCUUGAGUCGAGCACCAUGGCGGACGCUGCUGUCGAGGAACAACCGCCUCCACCCAAGGAAAAGAAGAAAAAGAAGAGCAGCAGCGUUAAGAGCAACAAGUCGGCCACCGAAGAGGCACCUCAAUUAAACGGCGAGUCCACCCCUUUGGUUGACGAGGCUAAACCAGCAGAAGUUGCUGCCGAAUCAGCCACUUCAAAGGAAAGCGAGCCGCCCCAAGAAGAAAAUCCUGCGACCGACGGUGGCGAACCCGUGCCGGCGGAAGAAUCUCAGCCCGAAGAGCAGCAAGGGGGUGCACAGGAAAACGGAGGGGAGGUGCUGGAAAGUGCGGAAAGUGCAGCGCAGGAGGAAGCGCCAGCUGAAGCCCCCGCGCCGGCAAGGAAAAAAUCUGUGAAAAAAGAGGCCGACGAAGAAGAAAAGCCUGCAGUUGCAGUGGCGAAACCAACCGCGAAACAAAUUGCCGAAGAGGAGUUCGCCAAUGCUCAAGAAAAUAAACUGAGAGAGUUGGCGGAGGGCUUCUUCUUGCUCGACUGGAACAAAGAUGGGCAGAUCGACAAGGUCGAUUUGCAGAUGACUUUCGCCUCACUCGGCUUCCCCGAUGUUCCCGACGAGCAAAUCGACGGAAUGCUCAGCGAGGCUUCUUCACCUCUGGACAUUGACGCAUUUAUCGAGCUAAUGGGGAAAAAGUCGGCGGAACUGGAUCCGGAGGACCUGCUGGUGAAGGCCUUAUCGUGUUGGGACGAAGACUCAUCUGGUUUCAUUUCUGAGGAGCGUAUCAGACGCGAUCUGAUGACAUGGGGAGACAUAUUCACCGAACAAGAGGUCAAUUACGCGUUGGAGGACGCACCCUUGUACGAAGAGCCUGAGGGUAUCAUGAUCAACUACAUCGAGUUUUGCAAAAUCCUGUGCGGCUCUGCCACGAAAAGUCAAGAAUAAUUCUCUUGAUUAUUAUAGAAAUGGAAGAAUAAAAUCAACAAUUUAAA
Messenger RNA from Neocloeon triangulifer, 1073 nucleotides. Its product is annotated as myosin regulatory light polypeptide 9-like. The coding region runs from base 109 to 1026 and encodes 305 amino acids. The record is from RefSeq and is a predicted model, not a curated record. Lineage: Eukaryota; Metazoa; Arthropoda; Insecta; Ephemeroptera; Baetidae. Gene Ontology annotation, molecular function: calcium ion binding; myosin heavy chain binding. Gene Ontology annotation, biological process: locomotion; post-embryonic development. The transcript has 7 exons. Gene Ontology annotation, cellular component: myosin II complex; cytoplasm.